CUGCUUGUGGACCACAAGUUGUGGAGGAGCUCCGACGAUGCCUCACGUCGAUCGCAGUGGUGGCUCCGCUCGGGGUCCGGGUGAGGCUGCUCAAGUCGUGCGGCGAGAGAGCGACGAACGUAGGUACAAAACGCACUCGAAAAUUCACGCCAUCUUUCGCGGCGGCCAUGUGGUUAAGCUUUUCAUACAAAACACUUGGAAGUACCGGAUCAAGAUACACUCCCCUGUAGUACUCUUCCGCCCAGCUUGAAAUGCCACAAGGAUUUGCUUGCCAUGUCUUUAAGCGUGGACACUCUUUGCUCGAAGCCAGUCUCACCUCUUCACUUGCUUUCGGCAUUGUGGGUUUUGGUCUUUACACCAUCGAUUUCGGUGGCUUUUUAGCUUAGCUUGAAAAUGGGGACGACGUCAGCUGGUCGUAAUGUUUUGGUGGCGCAGGCCUUAGCGUUUGGUCUCCUCUCCACCGCCGCCAAUGCUGACUGUGCAGCGGGCUCUUCAACGCUUACAACCGAAGGUUGUUCGGGCUGUGGAGAAUACGAUUUGUGUCGCGGCUUCAGCUCACAGAGCGAGUGUUCAGGUUCUGGAUGUGAGGUCGACGGUGAAUGCACCUACGAGUGUAUGAGCGUGGGACCGAACCUCUCUACACUGGUUGUAUUGAUCGAGUUUGGCGGCUACAAGAGCUCGAAGGAAGUAGCAGCAGGAGGAUUCACCUUGUCCGGGUAUCCAGAUUUAACGAGCGAGUGGCCGUCGGCCAACAACGACGAUGUCACGGCUGUCGGUACCAUCGACUUGUCGUCCGCAGUCACCACUUUUAUAAUGUCGGGCGGAACUGCCGAUGUCGAGUAUCCUCAAGGCAAAGUGGCGAGUUUGACGUUGACUUCGGACUUUAUUUCGGCAGCCUCAGCGGUGACCAAAGUGGUGCUACAAAAUCUCGAUCUAAAUGACGAAAUUGCCUCGCUGUCAACGCUACUUCCAUCAACAGUGGAGAGUCUUGACCUUGCCAAUACGUUGUUGUCGUCAUUCCCAACAGAACUUGGUACCCUGACAUCACUCCAACAACUGCUACUGGAUUACAACUACAUCACGACGGUGGACUCUUUGGACGUGAUCGACUCGAUCAUUACACUGAGCAUCGAAAGAAACAGUUUAACGACCUUCUCGGGCGUAUUUACUAACUUGGAAUAUCUCUAUCUGGGCGCCAACAACCUCACGAGCGUCCCAACCGCAAUCUUCAGUCACUCGAAUCUAAAGACAUUAAACCUGACUGGUAACUCGUUUACAUCUCGAUCAUUCACCACCAAACAGGCAGAAUUCUUGAACAACCUGGAGACGCUAGUGCUUUCUGCUUCCGACUUCACUGUGGGUUUAGACUGUGACGACAUGGAUCAGGUCGUAGUACAUGAUGUGACGGUGUGUCUUAACGACGUAGUUGCCACUAGAGAGUCCAGCUCGGCCGGUGUGGAUGGAUCUGAUGCGCAGCCUUCAUCUUCUUCGGGUUCCUCGUCAACCAGCUUGAUCCUAGGGAUUAUUUGUGGACUAUUAGCUGUGGUCAUCGCUGCAAUUAUCUUCAUUUUCUACCGACGCAAGAAGAAAAGCUUCGUCGAUUCCAAGCUAAGCAGCAAUGCCGACGACCACUUCCCCUCUUCAAGUAACAAUCGUGAACUGAGACAGCAGCCGUACGGUCAACUGAGAACCUCAACUGGAGUUCCUCUGGGCAUUCCGAUGAGUACGAGUGGCGUUGCGAUGGGUAUUCCAACAGAGACGCCUGAAGGUGACGCUACUACAGGAAUUCCAACGACAGAGGAGGCUGAUACGUAUCAGUUAACCUCGUUAGAUGCCGCUCCAAUGAGAAAGAAGCCACACACGUUCCUGUCGAUCUGGAGCGACCCCGAGCUGCUGUCACUCCAGGUACGUGUGGAGGACAUUGAGGACGUCAAGCAGCUCGGCAGCGGAGCUUUCGCUACUGUUUGGCUCGUUGAAUAUCGAAAGUCACAGCUCCUAGCGUCCAAACGGCUUCGACCCGAGCGCCGUACCAAGAAACACACGUCGAAUUUCGUAGAGGAGAUCAAGUUGAUCGCCAACUUCGAUCAUCCAAAUCUGGUUAAACUCAUCGGAGCCGCUUGGACAAUCGAGAGUGACCUACAAGCGCUACUCGAGUACAUGGACGGAGGAGAUCUUAGACAGUAUCUCUCGGACGCGAGCACUCCGUUCGGCUGGUCGUUCAGGAAGUUCGAUAUCGCCAUCGGGAUCAUCGAAGCGCUCGUGUAUCUGCACUCGUUCGUGCCUCCUCUAGUUCAUCGAGACCUCAAGUCAAAGAACGUUUUGCUUUCGUCAGAUUUCCAAGCCAAAUUGAGUGACUUCGGUACGUCGCGCUUCCGAUCGGUGGAGAACACUAUGACGGCGGGGGUUGGGACUGGUCGGUGGUUAGCGCCCGAAGUGAUUCGAGGUGAUACCGACUACGGCUGCUCCGCUGAUAUCUACAGCUUCGGUGCUCUUCUUACUGAACUGGAUACAAACCAAAUCCCAUACAGCAACGCGCGCGGCUCCAAUGGAAAAGUGUUAACGGACAUGACGAUCCUUCAUCGUGUCGCGACGGGAAAGUUGCAUCCUGAAGUUCGAUCGACUUGUAAUGCGUCCAUGAAAGCUUUGAUCGAGCGUUGUCUAGUUGAAGACCCGUCCAAGCGACCUACUGCCACUGUUAUCGCGUAUGAACUGCGAAAAAAUCAGAAGGAGAUGGCUGCCUCUUUAUAGAGAAGAAGGACUGCAAAUAGUGAAUUUAUUCGACACGAUGUCAAGCCAUUGUGUCUUGAACGUAGGAUCUCAAGUAAUUAAACAAGAAAUUCGAGUUCCUAACUUGCAUUGACCCUGUCAGUCAAGAUCAC
Messenger RNA from Phytophthora nicotianae INRA-310, 2879 nucleotides. RefSeq names its product TKL protein kinase. Gene Ontology annotation, molecular function: protein kinase activity; ATP binding; protein binding. Gene Ontology annotation, biological process: protein phosphorylation. The record is from RefSeq and is a predicted model, not a curated record. The transcript is spliced from 5 exons. The coding region runs from base 394 to 2748 and encodes 784 amino acids. Lineage: Eukaryota; Oomycota; Peronosporomycetes; Peronosporales; Peronosporaceae.